Necator americanus (New World hookworm) is the source of this 465-nucleotide messenger RNA. RefSeq lists its product as uncharacterized. Bases 1 to 465 code for a protein of 154 amino acids. The record is from RefSeq and is a predicted model, not a curated record. The transcript has a single exon. Lineage: Eukaryota; Metazoa; Nematoda; Chromadorea; Rhabditida; Ancylostomatidae.
AUGUUGGAGUACGGACCAGGAAGAAGCUUAGCGAUGCGGAUUCCUUCACAAAGUGCAUCCAGGACGCUGCAAGGGAAACACUCCCUGUUCUAUUGCCGCGGAAGAAGUUUGCCUUUGCAUCUGCGGAAACAAAAUCCACAUACAAUUCUGUAUGUGUCGCGCGCAGCGCUGGUGACUUCAACCAAGAAAAGCGUCUUAGAAGGACCGCGGCAAGACCGCGAUAAUGAGUGGACGUCAAGAGCGAUGGAGUUUGAGAAGGCGUGGGAGGACAGGAACCCGCGGAAAGCCUAUGCUCUACUAAAACAGUAUAGCGGCAAAAUGAAAAAAUGUUCCCCUUUCCUCAACACUGCUAAUGGGGUAGCUGUCGGUGAAGCAACCCUUCCAAUUCAGAAGGAACACUUCAAGAACUUGCUGAACCGGCAAGCACCGUCAGCUCCUGAGCUCGAGCACGACAUACAUUCAUAG